CCAUUACUCUACUCUCGAGUCUCAAACAGCCAGAGAAAGAGAGAGAGUGAGAGUGUCUGAAAAAGAGUUUUGUCUGUCUGAAACUGAGAGAAAACGCUUUAAUCAGUCAAAUUCAUCAAUGUCGACGGAACGAGAAGUAGUUUGCGUCACCGGCGCCAGUGGCGGCAUCGGCUCGUGGCUCGUCCAUCUGCUCCUCCAACGCGGCUACUCCGUCCACGCCACCGUGAAAAACCUCCAGGAUGAGAAAGAGACAAAACAUCUGGAAGCUCUCGAAGGUGCGGCCACGCGCCUCCAUCUAUUCGAGAUGGAUCUCCUGCAGUACGACACUGUUUCCGCCGCCGUCAAAGGAUGUUCCGGCGUAUUCCACCUUGCAUCGCCCUGUAUCGUCGAUGAGGUCCAAGAUCCCCAGAAGCAACUACUUGACCCGGCGGUUAAGGGAACCAUAAAUGUACUGACGGCGGCGAAAGAAGCCGGCGUUAAGAGGGUUGUGGUGACGUCAUCCAUAUCGGCGAUAACCCCAAGCCCCAACUGGCCUGCCGAUAAGAUCAAGAACGAGGAAUGUUGGGCUGACCAAGACUACUGCAACCAAAAUGGAUUGUGGUAUCCACUGUCGAAGACGCUCGCCGAGAAGGCAGCUUGGGAGUUUGCAGAGGAGAAAGGAUUGGAUGUGGUUGUGGUGAAUCCAGGCACUGUCAUGGGUCCUAUGAUUUCUCCAUCCCUUAACGCAAGCAUGCUCAUGCUUCUACGCCUUCUUCAGGGGUGCACAGAGACGUACGAGAACUUCUUCAUGGGGUCGGUGCAUUUCAAGGACGUGGCCUUAGCCCAUAUUCUUGUCUACGAGAACCCAUCUGCAAAAGGAAGACACUUGUGCGUCGAGGCCAUCUCUCACUACGGUGAUUUUGUAGCCAAAGUGGCUGACCUCUAUCCCAACUACAAUGUCCCCAAGUUACCGAGAGAGACUCAACCGGGUUUACUCCGAGCCAAGAACGCUGCAACGAAGCUGAUGGAAUUGGGGUUAGAGUUCAGGUGCAUGGACGAAAUCAUCAAGGAAGGUGUGGAGAGUCUUAAAAGCAAAGGGUUUAUCUCUUAACGCAUCUCCUUAAUUGGGAAUUAAAAACAAAAUCUGGAGGCAGCAGAACUAUCAUGUAAUAUGAUAUAAGAUUUUGCAGUUCAUAAUAAAUAAGCUACACAUUGUUAUGGUGAUCCAACUAAUUUUAUCAUUAAUAAUAUCGUGUGUGAAUCUGAA
Messenger RNA from Eutrema salsugineum, 1246 nucleotides. Its product is annotated as cinnamoyl-CoA reductase 1. Bases 119 to 1090 code for a protein of 323 amino acids. Lineage: Eukaryota; Viridiplantae; Streptophyta; Magnoliopsida; Brassicales; Brassicaceae. The record is from RefSeq and is a predicted model, not a curated record. The transcript has 6 exons. Gene Ontology annotation, molecular function: oxidoreductase activity, acting on the CH-OH group of donors, NAD or NADP as acceptor.